Leptopilina boulardi is the source of this 2547-nucleotide messenger RNA. Its product is annotated as nuclear pore complex protein Nup98-Nup96-like. Gene Ontology annotation, cellular component: nuclear pore; nuclear pore cytoplasmic filaments. Bases 205 to 2547 code for a protein of 780 amino acids. The record is from RefSeq and is a predicted model, not a curated record. Gene Ontology annotation, molecular function: structural constituent of nuclear pore. Gene Ontology annotation, biological process: post-transcriptional tethering of RNA polymerase II gene DNA at nuclear periphery; RNA export from nucleus; protein import into nucleus. The transcript has 3 exons. Lineage: Eukaryota; Metazoa; Arthropoda; Insecta; Hymenoptera; Figitidae.
AUUUCAUUAUUUGCGUCACAACAAUAACAAAAGUUGUGUUUACAUACAUUCCUUAUGUCUUUCAGAAUCAAAAGUUGAAAGACAGUACGACAUUUGGUUUUGAGUUUAUUAUGUUUAUUGGAAGUUAGUACAGCACAGAAACUUAUUUAAAAAAAUCAUUUAAAUAAGUAAAACAAGAAUAUUAAGACAUUAAACAUUUUGAUUAUGUUCGAUCAAACUGAAAGUACCGCUUUUGGUAUGAAGAUAAAUUUUGGUAUUUCUUCAGUACCAUUAAUUAGUAGGAAUUCUUCACUUCCUAUACAAAAUUCUUCAGGUACCAUUACAGGAAGUUUAUUUAAUAGAUCUACUUCAAAUUUUGGCCAAACUUCUUCAACACAAGCGCAUUUUGGAGGUUUUGGAAAUACAAACACAAUUCCAUUUAGCAAUCAACAAUCUACAAAUGCCAUUGGAACCAAUACAUUUACACCAUUGGCACUUAAUCAAGCUAAUAAUCAAACUGGUUUUGGUUUUAAUCCUUUUGUUCAACCUCAAUCACAACAGACAAAUAAUCCUUUUGUAAGAACGUCUAAUUUCUUUAAUUCUUCAUCUUCUUCUGGAUUCAGAGAUACAAGUGGAACAGUUGUGAAAUUUAAUCCUGUUGUGGGAAGUGAUACAAUACAAAAUAGAGGAUUAACUCAAACAAUACACGUGCUUUAUUGGUGCAUUAAUGUUAUGAAAGAAUAUGAAGAUAAAUCUUUGGAAGAAUUACGAUUUGAAGAUUAUAAACAAGGUAGAAAAGGACUACAAACAGGAUUUUCUAACUUAUCAACGCCUGGAAUUUCAACAACAAAUCAAUCAAGUACUGGUUUUUUUAAUAAACCAUUUAUGUUUUCCACACCUUCCAUUACUAACAAUCAAUUUCCAACAACUUCUCCAUUUCCUUCAAAUAAUUCAACAAAUUUUGUAUUUAAUAAACCACAGAAUAGUGGAUUUGUUUCAACUCAAUCUAAUCAGAAUAAUCAAUCAAAACCACUUUCUUUAUGGUCAACUUCAUGCAAUGGAUUUAAUCCAUCAAAUUCAAGCACAAAUUUAUUUAUCUCAAAAUCUUGUUUUCUUCCAGAGAAUACAAAACAAAAUUUUCUAUUUAAACCUUCUGGUUUUUCUUUAACAUCAAAUGCAAUGAAUACUACUUUUAACAAUAAUAAUCCUUUUUCUAAUUUACAGAGAAAUAUAAAUUUAUUUACACCCAAUUCCAAUACAUAUAAAACACCUUUUUCAACCACUGGUUUUGCUCCAUCUUACAAUUAUCGACCUUUUAAUUUCCCCUCUUCAAAUUCUUCAAUAAUUCCUUCGUCAUUAAUUGCGAAUCAAACACAAAAUACUGUUUCAAAUCCAAUACCUAAUCAAAUUUUGGGUUUAAUUACAACGCCAUUUGGUGAUUCCUCAUUAUUAAGAAAUCUUCAAUCAUCAUCAUCAAAUAAAGCUGAACAUAUGGCAAAAACAAAAUCAGCAUUUAUUGUAAAUAAACCAAUGAGUCGAACACAAUAUAAAAUUUCGACAAAUAAUUCUUCAUUGAAAAUAAAACCGAAACUAAUUAACGGUUCUGGAUUACAUCAGAAAACAUUGUUUGAUAGUCUUGAAAAUGAAGAUUCAUAUUUAUUGGAAACAUUUCAAGUUCGUCCUAGUGCAAAACGUUUAGUUUUGCGAGCAAAACGAUCAUCAAAUAAUUCCAAAACGGGGGAAAAUUUUUUGGCAAAAAAUUCUGAGACAAAUAUAUCGACAAUAUCAUUAUGUGAUGAGACAAGUGCCACUGAUAAAGAGAAUCAAGAAAUUCAAUCUUUUAACAGUGAUACAACAAGUUCUACAUCAUGGCUCAAAGUUUCAGUGAUAAAUCAAAAUAAAUGUCAUGGGAAAAAUUUAAAACAACUUGAAAUUACAGAUAUUGAGAAUUUUGAUGAUUCUAUCACAGAAUUGAGACCAAGUCUAACGAGUCCUUCAAGUUCAUUGUUGAAUUCGAAUAUUUCUCCAAUUCAAUUGAACGAUGAAGAAGAUUCUCUAGAUUCAUCUGAACGAGUUUUAAAUUCAUCGAAAAAAUCCCUGGAAUCAAUAAACAUUGCACAAAAAGCUCAAGUGAAACUUGAAAGAUGUGAAUAUUAUACAAUUCCUCCAUUGGAAAAAAUUGAUGAUUAUGUUCAUGAACAAACAUGUAUUGUUCCUAAUUUCACUGUUGGUCGUAAAGGAUAUGGUAAAGUUUCUUUUUCAGAAUGUGAUAUUUUUGGAUUAAAUUUAGAUGAAAUAGUUCAUUUCAAUCAUAAGGAAGUGAUUAUUUAUCCAGACGAUAAUAAAAAACCACCUAUUGGUCAGGGAUUAAAUCGCUCAGCACAAGUUACAUUAGAACGUGUUUGGCCUAAUGAUAAAUAUGAUAAUAAGCCAAUUCGAGAUGUUAAAAUUAUUGAGAAAAUGAAUUAUGUGGAGAAAUUGAAACGUGUUUCUGAGAAGCACAAUACUUCUUUUUUGGAAUAUCAAUCAAAAACUGGAUCAUGGAUCUUUCAGGUAGAACAUUUUUAA